CCGCUAGGCGGCUAGGCCUCUUAGUGGUGCGGUUGAAAUAUCAAGACGCGGCAAUGGUGACUGAAUAGUUUGCUGGUUGUGCGUGUGCUGUGUGUUUGCUUAUGGUCGCAAGUGGAGGGCGGAGGUGGAUACUCGAUUACUAGGGGGACGCACGCCCAUCGCAGCCCGCUGCAAACUUUCGUGGACCGUCUUACACGGAUUAUCAUCUACGCCUAGUCGGAGGAAUGUGGAAAGCGACGCUUGUUAUCCUACUACUGCUCGCCGUCAAUGGAGUACAACUCACAGCCGAAAAGGUGCAAAGCACGAAAGAAAAGCAUGGCGAUAACGGCAUGUUCUUCAUUGAUGAUCCCCAGAGCGACCAGGCUGUGGAAGGCAGUGCAGAUUUUGAAGACACGGACGCGUCAUCUGGGAUAGGAGACGAUGAAGAUGCUGAGGGCUCUGGGGAUGAACACCUAUCCGAAGAAGAAAUGGGUUCCGGAACCGUGGGUCCAGUGUUUGUCACGCCCAAAGUCACGGUCGUCACAGACACGAAACACCCUCCCAAGCACUCUGCCAAGCCAAAGGGCCCAGCUCUCAAUCCUGAGGACGAAAAUGUCAUUCCGGAGUUAUCUGGUCCAGUGACAUCCACCAAGGGCCCUCGUCCCGACAUAGCGCAGGGACCCCCAGGCGGUGGCUACGACGACGACAAUCGACAAAGCAACAAUAUACCCUUGGGGCGCAAGCAGGACAACCGACCGUCCUCCUUUUUUGCUCAGCCUGGCAUUUUGGCAGCGGUGAUCGGUGGUGCCGUCGUGGGCCUGUUGUGCGCCAUCCUGCUUGUCAUGUUCAUUGUCUACCGGAUGCGCAAGAAGGACGAAGGAAGCUACGCCCUGGAUGAACCCAAGCGGUCACCGACAGUCAACUCGUACAUGCGUAGCAGCAACAAGGAGUUCUACGCUUAGAGAGAUUGAGACGAUACCGCCACUGAUGUGCGUGCAAAGGAAGGACACCUCUCUUACCCCUCCUCACUUGCCUCUACCCUCAUCUCGCGCAACACCAGCACCAAGGGGGUGGGCAAGCCACAAACUUCUCGCGUGGAGGCGUCAUGAAAUGCCGCAGCCGCGGAAGUUUUAAAAAGACAAAAAUGCGUACGGUUUGCCACGCAUGUUAUACUUUUCUCCCCCUUUUUGUUCCCUCUCCACGUAGAGUAACGUUUUAACAAACUUUUACUUCUAGUUUCCUUCUCGUGUUCCUUGACCCUGUUUUAAAGUGAAAGCGUAUUCUUAAAAAAAAAAGACAUUUUAAAGAAUGUUGGAUUUGUUGUGCCUUAUAGUUGUCUCUUGAUGUAACGAAAUUUUGUUUCUUACAUUAGUUGGCCUUUCAUUUUUAACACCGCGUGUCAUCAUCCCCUCUGUAGUGCAGUCAAUGACAGCUCGUUCCCGUAGGCUCCGCAUGCAGUAAUACCAUGCCAGCUUCAACUGAAAGGGGCCUUCUAUUUACUGCUGCCUGUCAAGUACAGUGUGAAGGGUGUUGCUCCUAUAGUGCCAUUUAUUUAAGCAUUCUUACUUAUAUACACCGCAACUUUGGCGCUGCAGUUUUUUGUUGAGUGCAAGCUCACUGUAUGGGAGUACGCAGCGGGAAAAGUCCAAUGCCAGGACAUAUCCACACACCUGGCCUGUAAAGGUGUAUGGACAGUCAAAACGGUGAAACUUGGCUUCGUUGUUCCAGCCGUCUCAUCAAGGUACCAAACAAGGACGUGCUUGCUAAAGCAAGCUCUCACUGUGUUCUAUGCUCGGUCAAUUGGCUGCAGCACUAGCUCUAAGCAAGUUUCUCCUGUUUGCUCCAUCCUAACAGCAGUGUCAUAAAGAUGUCCGGUUUGUACAUUCCAGCUGCUGUCGGGAUGGGUUUCUUACUGUUGUGCAGUGUCCGUAUAGUCGCAAUGUUCCUUACAUUUGCAAUGCCUUGGUGGCAAUCGAUCGGAUUCAGUUGCAGGCUGGCCAAAAGCAGCACAAUGCUGCUAAUGAAUGUCAUGUGCAAUUACUCUUCUAAGUUUUGUGGGAUCUUGGGCUGACAUCUCAUGGAUGACAAAGCAGACUACCUUCCGCACUUUACAACAUGCAGAUCAUUUCGUGGAAUCGCAUGGUCUCUUGUCGGUGUACUUUUUACGAAGGCCCCAAUGCUCUGUUCCCUGCCAAGAGUGCACGUUGGCGAGCUCCUAUUAGGCUCUGCUCGUGUUCACAGACCAACAGUGUGUAUGUGUAAAGCUCUGGUGUAUGCCACCAAAUGAGUGCAAAGUGUAGUGUUCCUGUACUUUUUAUUCCACUGUUCCUCUUCGCAUAACUCUGUACUGUUGUGCUGUACACAAAGAGGCCUCCCUUCCUGACCAAAUCUAAAUUGAUGUAUAACAGUUUCCGCAAUUGGGUGACGUUUAACUCCAGCAUGAAAUGAUUUAUCUCUUUAAUCGUGUGCACUCAAGGAAGGUUUUCGUGAUUUAGGCUGUUUUCUUUUGUUUAUUGCUUUUCUGGUGCUGUUGUCCCCAAGAUGAAACGUUGCCUUGGAAAUGUAGCAUUGGAGGAUGUCUUGUAAUCAAAUAGUCCAGCAGAAAGCAGUAGUGGAUAAGCAAACCUGGAAAAUUGGCACAUUGGUACAUUCAUGCUGCACAGGUCAGGGUGGGUUGAACUUUUCAAGCUCUGCGAGUACACUUGCCAUGUAUACAACCUGCCCAAGAUUGUUUUUUUUUUAGUACCCUUCUGUGCCUCCCUCUCUUGUCACUUAAAGUGCUUGUAGCGUUUUGUAUCGCCCAUUUUCUUUUUCUAUACAAUAUACACAUAUACACGAAAGGGGUGUGUCGUGAAAGUCUGUGUGUGCAUGUUUUAUUCACUCUGUGCAAGAAGGGCGUUCUGUCGCUUUGAAACCUGGUAUUGAAUGGGACAUCAGUGCUUUUCGAGUGAAGAGCAUUAUCAUUAUUUCACCGGAGCCCACCUGCCCACGCUGUCUGGGCCCCUCUUAUGCAUCUAGCCUUUCUGUAAUGACACUUUGGCAUCCCCGUCCUGUUUAGUCUCCAUUGUUCCUCGUCUCCCUUUCGUCACGCUGUUGUUUUUGUGCAUGUGUUUAGCGUUCACGAAGCCUCCUAACUAUCACCACCCGGUUUUUCUUUCUUGUACAUACUUCACGAACUGUGCAUCCCAUGCAUCUCAAGGAAGGCAAAUGCAAAAAGAACCUCUGACGGGCAUGGGAGCAUCCAGUACGAAGUUUAGCGUGCCUCGUGCGCUUUCUGCCUUGAUGAUAUCCGCUUUGAUCUUGUUUGUCUGGCUUUUUUGUGUGCCGCAUAUGUCAUUUUAGAGCAUAGUGUGUUCAGAGCCUGUAAAUACUGUACACUUCUCCAAAAUUCGCUUAGGAGAUAACCAAGCUUGUCUGCAACAUUGCGAGAGUAGUAUUCUUUUAUCAAACUUUGUAUGUGUGAACAGUGGAUGUUCUAGCAGUUUGUGUCUUCAUAAAGUGGGGUCGUCAAGAAAUUCCUUUUUUUUAAUACCUUGUGAAAUCGUCUCUAUAUUUUUAACUUCCUUAGUACUAUAUUUUUGCGAGGACAAUUUUUGUUUGUCUGCACUUCAGUACAUGAACGGAAGAUUGGUUAUUUCUCCUCAAUACCUAUUAAGGUUCUAGCCAUCCUUAAAGAUUUUUAAAUGCUGUUCUAUAUGAUUUCACAGACUUCUUUUCUAUUGCACAGUGUUAACUGAAGCCAGAGCGUGAUGUUUCCAUUUACCGUUCCUUGCAUUUAAAGCAACCCUGUUCUAGUUCGGUAGUUUUUGUUUUUCAUGCCUGCUCACUGCUAGAAUCUUAAUAUAUUGUAUGCAAAGAGUGCGUGUUGUUGUACGGUGUUUUCACACAUCCACAUGCAACUGCUGCGAAGCAAUCUUUUGUACAUGUUUAAUUUAAAACGUCGCUGCAUCAAAGACCAAACAGUAGCUUCCAAGACGUACCAAAAUGGCGAUGUGUCCGCAUUAGUCAUCUUGGCUGCCUUUUCAGCGAAACUGCUGAUAGGUUCCAAAGAGUGGCACAGUUGAAGGCACUGGUCUCCACCUUGUAUUGCUUCGAAAACAUUUUUGUACAGAAGUUUUCAUAGUUGUCAAUACAAUAAAUUGAUGGAUUUACAAAAAAG
Molecule: messenger RNA, 4138 nt
Organism: Rhipicephalus microplus (southern cattle tick)
Lineage: Eukaryota; Metazoa; Arthropoda; Arachnida; Ixodida; Ixodidae
Product: syndecan-4
Biological process (GO): cell migration
Cellular component (GO): membrane; cell surface
Source: RefSeq, a predicted model, not a curated record